CCUCCAUCUCCAUCAACUCCAAUACUUUUAAGUAUUUAAUACAUCUUUGCUCUUCCAUUGCAGAUUCUUUCUUUUGCUGCUCCAGUAUCUAAACUCUCUCGCCAACGCUUGUUGGUCUUUAAUCGCGGACCUCCGUCACUCCGCGCAGUUCCGCAAUUCCGCAUCUCUGUUUACACUGACUGUAACCAACCAUGCAACUUCCAAUACAACUCCCUACCAUACUCCCAUGCCUAGUCGCUGGAGUUCUCGCAACUGCUAUUCCAGAUGUAUCGAGUACUCUGCAGAAUAUCUUGAAGAACACAGACAAUUCCAAUAAAUAUAGAUAUCCAACCGAUCUCACACGGGGUAUCAUCCCAAAACCAUUUCACAGCCAUAACGAUUACUGGAGAGAUGUUCCCUUCUACUCGGGCCUAUCCUGGGGUGCCAUAUCUACAGAAGCCGAUGUUUGGCUGAUCAAUGAAACUCUCUAUGUCGGCCACGAAAUCAGCGCCCUGACAACCGCCCGGACUCUCUCUUCCCUCUAUAUAGAACCCAUUCUCGACACACUUCACCGCCAGAACCCCUCCACUGCUUUCACCCAAUUUCCAACCUCCAAUGGCGUCUUCGACACCUCCUCGGGCCAAACCCUCUACCUCUUCAUCGACUUCAAGACCGCCGGCCCCGAAACCUUCUCCGCCGUCCAGGCUGCCCUCGAGCCCCUCCAGAAGGGAAAAUGGCUCACCACUUCUGACGGCAAGAGUCUCACCACCCGCCCCGUCACCGUCAUAGGAACUGGCAACACCCCACUCGACCUAGUCCGCAGCCAAAAUCCCCGAUUCAUCUUCUACGACGCUCCCCUCUCCAAGCUAGGCCGUGCUGCCGCCAACGCCGAAUUCUCAGACCUGACGGAGAACGAAUCCCCCAUCGCGUCGACCAACUUCGCAGAUUCCUUUGGCGACGUCAGGAAGUUGGAUCUGAACGACACGCAACUUGACACGCUGCGCAGCCAGGUUGACGCCGCGCACAAGAGGGGCAUCAAGGCGCGCUACUGGAACCAGCCCGAAUGGCCCAUCGCCACGAGGAACGCGAUCUGGAGGACUCUCUGGGACGAGGGCGUCGACAUCUUGAACGUCGAUGAUUUGGAGGCGGCUGCUGAGUUCUGGACAGGUAGGGGAUAGAAAGCAAAAACGACACAGUAGGUACAUUGCAUCGAUUAAAAGAUACCAGAUGAACAAAUCGGAUAGGAGCUGUAUAUAGAUAGACAGAAAGGCGGAAGUGGGAGAAAGAUAAUAAGAGGAUGAGGAAUACGAAGUAUCAAAACCUCGUUUUCAUCCAUACGCGCAUUCAUUUUGUGUCAUGUUCACCUCCAUGCUAAUCCAUCAUGCCCAUCUAUUUAAUUUAUCUAUAUAAACCACCUUCAUCGAAGAUGUCGCUUGCUCGCUCACUCGCUUUGCACUCAACGUCACCUCAUCCACAGCCCCUCUUCCUCCACCAUGAUAUGCCAAAAUUCGUCGGUACCAAGAACAGCCAUACAUGCAAGCCAUCCAAGUGAGCUAUGACAAUGCGCUUGACACAUCAUCACGAAGAGAUCACAACCCGUUGUCCGUCUUGAACUUAUCCCACGCCUCGUUCAGCGUCGCGA
Molecule: messenger RNA, 1621 nt
Organism: Aaosphaeria arxii CBS 175.79
Lineage: Eukaryota; Fungi; Ascomycota; Dothideomycetes; Pleosporales
Exons: 3
Coding region: 192-1157 (321 amino acids)
Biological process (GO): lipid metabolic process
Molecular function (GO): phosphoric diester hydrolase activity
Source: RefSeq, a predicted model, not a curated record